AACAAACGAUUUCCCAUAAAAUGAACUCGUUGGAAAAAAUGAAGGACGAAUGUUAUCGAACAGUCUUAAUACGCAACAAGUUGCACCAAACUUUGAUAUGUACUUCUGCCCAUCAUCUGCGAUGUACGAAAUACGCGAUCAUCGUCUGACAAUUACCUCGCAGCGGCGAACAGCGACGAUUAAUAUUACUCUCGAUGUAUGGACGAAUCCAAGAUUUUCUUUUCUACGUCAUCGAACGUAGCGACGCGGAAAGAAAGCGUCUUUCUCAUCGCUCGAUAUUUUAAUAACGGGACAAAAUGUAUCGUUACUGAGCCCUAUGUACACCGAACAUCGAUGUAAACAUAUCGCCAUGUCUGAUAAACUGCGUUUACGCUUCCUGAAAGGCAAGUCUUUAUUUUUGGCGAUUGGCAAUUGCGAAAUUAAACCGGAUCCGUGCAAUUCGACUUUCAUCUGUGUCCUUGACGCGCCUCCGCUCGCGGUUUCGUCCUUAUUCUCUCUCAAAAUUCGCUCUACCUCCAGACACGCUAUCAAAAUGUCAAUGUAAAAAAGAAAAUACACGCUGCAGCAGAUUCCGUGGAAAAUUAUCAAAGAUAUGUCUCGAUAUUCGUCGAAGAUUUUCUCAGCGAGCGAUAUCGUUUCCUCGUUUUCUUCUCUUUUUCGUAUCAGCUCAGGAAGAGAGGAAGAUCUGGAUCUGUUACGAGUAACGGGUACUGGUCGACCGUAUUUAAGCGAUCCUCCCGUAAGCAAGCAGAGCUGCGUGUGUGUCAAUAAACGUUGCGUGGGUUUUAAAAAGAAAUCAAAGUAGGAUCCACGCUUAUUUCUUCGGCUCAGUCUGUCCGUGUUCGAAAGCGUUAGACGAAUGUGUGACAAGACGAUUACAAUUGAAAAAAUGCAUAUCCUAACUGUGAUAUUCGCCGGCAUUGUGACGCUAUUAUCGCACGUUCCUACCGCAUCGAGCGAGCAAAGCGCCAUGGCGGAUGGCCAACCGAAAGGGGCCAAAUUGGCAUUAUCGCCCACUUCGUCGUUACAAACGGAAACGUAUCAAGACAGCAUCGAUUAUUACAAUUUCCCAAUCGACGAUACGUACAGACCGCUUCAGAACAAAAAAUGUCCACUAUGCGACAGCUCGGUCUAUCCCUAUUGCGGAGAAAAAUUGUUGCACGACGCGUGUUGUUGCACCAAUCCCUAUACUCACGACUUACCCUAUCAGUGUAAAUUAGCAGAUUGCCGAUUUUUACAUGCAAACAGUUGCAGGGAACAUCGAUUAAUCGCAACCUGUUGCUGCAGCGAUGAUUAUCGGUUUUUAUUGAAAAGUUUCCCGAACGCUUAACAAGCGUUAACUGCCAGGCGAAUUUUCCGAAAUCUGCCUAUUUAUUUUCAUCAUUUUAUAUCAUAACAUGGUACAAUAAAAAAGAAAAAUAUCGUUAACGAGCGAAAAUGAGUGAAAUCGUCAUAAUACCUAAAAGAAAUUAAUUCGUCUUAAUUAAUUUUUACUUUCCUAUGCAAAAACGAACGCGAAAUCUGUCGGCCCUUUGAUAUCACUGGGCCACGUGACACAAUCACCCGUUUUUUCGUUGCAAAAUCUUUCGCGCGUUACUGUUCCCAUUUUGUUAUCAAUUCGUAAAGUUACCACUGUAACGUAUCAGUACGUUUCCCAGCAUUUGAGAUUUGUAACAACUGUAUCACUCGUACACACAUUGUUAUCGAAUACAAGCUUUUGAAUACAAAUUCUUAUUAAUACCUAAAUUUCUUUUUUUCAUUAAGCAAGUAGAGACAAUACAAAAUUAUAGAUUCAGUGCUCGCAAAUUUACGUUACAUAGAGGAUUAUUACCACCCGGCAGCUUUUGGACGAUGCAGCAGCGAAGAUAACCGCACGAUGUCGAAAGGAUUCGUUCAACACAAAUUUGAGCUCGGAGGAUCGUUACAUGGAAGAUCCAGCAGAUGAUGUAAAUCUUAAGCGACGC
This is a messenger RNA of Bombus impatiens (common eastern bumble bee), 1964 nucleotides long. RefSeq lists its product as uncharacterized. Lineage: Eukaryota; Metazoa; Arthropoda; Insecta; Hymenoptera; Apidae. The record is from RefSeq and is a predicted model, not a curated record. The coding region runs from base 860 to 1330 and encodes 156 amino acids. The transcript is spliced from 3 exons.